Crotalus tigris (Tiger rattlesnake) is the source of this 4352-nucleotide messenger RNA. It is a transcript of the gene SEMA6D, whose product is annotated as semaphorin 6D. The record is from RefSeq and is a predicted model, not a curated record. Gene Ontology annotation, biological process: semaphorin-plexin signaling pathway; positive regulation of cell migration; axon guidance. The transcript is spliced from 19 exons. Lineage: Eukaryota; Metazoa; Chordata; Lepidosauria; Squamata; Viperidae. Gene Ontology annotation, molecular function: semaphorin receptor binding; chemorepellent activity. Bases 604 to 3909 code for a protein of 1101 amino acids.
AAGGAAGGAAGGAAGGAAGGAAGGAAGGAAGGAUUGGCCCUCCAACUUGGGGAACUUUCCUGGGCCGUGCGGGGCUCCAGGGCCGUUGCCAGCCAUUGUCUCUCCCCGGGAGGCUGCCAAAAGGCUCGGCUAAUCCAAGCGAGGGGAGGGAAGCCCGAGCUGUCCUCCGGUGCCCCCCCCCUCCCAAUUCGGUCCCUGUCCUGCCAGGGAACGGAGCGGCUCGGAGCUGGAGCGGCUCCUCCGAGCUGGAGGCCAGCGAGGGGUCAGCGGGAGUGGGAAGCAGCCCAGAGGCCGCAGAAAGCCGCCCAAAUCCUCUGGCUUGCGCCGCUCCGGGGGGAAGAGGCGCCCUGCGGCCCGCAGGAGCUCCCAGAGGGUGGGCAGAGAAGCGGCCCCGCUGGCGGGGAGGGGGUUUCUCCGGAUGGCCCGCUUCGCCGGGGUCUUCGGUGAGGAUCCGGCCUCCUGGCGGGAUAAAUGCGGAGCUGGCCGCGGAGGGGGGAGGACCAGGGGCCAGGGCUCCGCGCCUCUGCCCGGACUCAGCAUCGCCUGCCCUGGCUUUGCCUUCCCCCCGCCGCCCUCCUUCCCUAAGGUAAAUCGCUUGGUGAGAUGUGGCCUGUCCCCCACCCAUCCCACGCAGCAGCCAUGAAGCUUCGCCUCCUCACAGCUUACGCACUGCUGCUGGCAAUCUGCCAAUGCUGGGCUGUCAGCUUUCCAGAAGAUGACGACCCUAUUAACGUGGUUGACUACCAUUAUUCCAAGCAAUAUCCAGUGUUUAGAGGACGCCCUUCAGGCAACGAAUCCCAACACAAGCUGGACUUUCAACUGAUGUUGAAAAUUCGAGACACACUUUAUAUAGCUGGCAGGGACCAAGUUUAUACGGUAAAUUUGAAUGACAUUCCAAAAGGGGAAGUUGUUCCAAGCAAGAAGUUAACAUGGCGGUCAAAGCAACAGGACCGAGAGAAUUGUGCUAUGAAAGGAAAACACAAAGAUGAAUGCCAUAAUUUUAUUAAAGUCUUCGUCCCCAGGAACGAUGAGAUGGUGUUUGUCUGUGGAACGAAUGCUUUUAAUCCUAUGUGCCGUUACUAUCGGCUGAAUACCUUGGAGUAUGAUGGUGAAGAAAUUAGCGGCUUGGCCAGGUGCCCAUUUGACGCCAAGCAAACCAAUGUUGCCCUCUUUGCUGAUGGCAAACUGUAUUCUGCCACCGUUGCGGAUUUCUUGGCAAGCGAUGCUGUUAUUUACCGGAGCAUGGGGGACGGUUCGGCCUUGCGAACAAUAAAAUAUGAUUCCAAGUGGAUAAAAGAGCCCCAUUUCCUUCAUGCCAUUGAGUACGGGAACUUUGUUUAUUUCUUCUUUCGAGAGAUUGCUGUGGAACAUAACAAUUUAGGCAAGGCUGUUUAUUCCCGUGUGGCUCGCAUCUGCAAAAAUGACAUGGGGGGCUCUCAGAGAGUGCUGGAAAAACACUGGACGUCAUUCCUCAAAGCACGUCUCAACUGCUCGGUGCCUGGGGAUUCAUUUUUCUACUUUGAUGUGCUUCAGUCUAUCACAGACAUCAUUGAAAUCAGUGGCGUCCCUACCGUGGUCGGUGUUUUCACCACACAGCUGAACAGCAUCCCUGGCUCGGCAGUUUGUGCUUUCAACAUGGAAGACAUUGAGAAAGUCUUCAAAGGGAGAUUUAAAGAGCAGAAAACCCCAGAUUCUGUUUGGACAGCUGUACCCGAAGACAAAGUGCCAAGGCCAAGACCUGGUUGCUGUGCAAAGCAUGGCCCAGCAGAGGCUUACAAAACCUCCAUUGAUUUCCCAGAUGAAACGCUUUCUUUCAUCAAGUCCCAUCCUUUGAUGGAUUCCGCUGUUCCAUCUGUCAUUGAGGAGCCAUGGUUCACAAAGACACGAGUCAGGUAUCGGUUGACUGCAAUUGCCGUGGAUCGUUCAGCUGGCCCGUAUCAAAACUAUACAGUCAUUUUUGUGGGCUCUGAAGCCGGAAUGGUGCUGAAGAUCUUGGCGAAGACCAAAGCUUUUUCCCUGAACGACAGUAUCUUACUGGAGGAGAUUGAUGCUUACAAUCAUGCAAAAUGUAAUGGGGAUGGUGAAGAAGACAAAAAAGUCAUCUCUCUGCAACUGGACAAAGAGCACCAUGUGUUGUUCAUUGCAUUCUCCAGCUGCAUCAUUAGAAUUCCUCUCAGCCGUUGUGAGCGUCAUGGAUCAUGUAAAAAGACUUGCAUUGCUUCUCGGGACCCUUACUGUGGCUGGUUGGCCCACGGAUCCUGCGGGAGAGUGAGAGCAAGCAUGGUGUUAUCUUUGUUUGUUUCAUACAACCACAGCCUUGGAGAGUAUGAGCAAGACGUGGAGUACGGCAACACUGCCCACCUGGGGGAUUGCCACGAAAUUUUGCCUACUACAACUACACCAGAUUACAAAAUAUUUGGCGAUCCAACAUCUGACAUGGCGUUAUCCUCAGCUUCCAUUACCACAGUGGGAAGUAUCCCUGUUAUCUCGCCCAAAGUGAUUGGUUCCUGGAAACCUAAAGUGACUGGCUCUCGGGAAUUUGUAGCUCAAGAUGACCCAAACACUUCUGAUUACUCUGAACCUUUAUCAGGGGUUCCAAAGGGUGUGAGAUGGGAAGUCCAAUCAGGUGAUUCCAAUCAAAUGGUGCACAUGAAUGUCCUGAUUACCUGUGUCUUUGCGGCUUUCCUUCUGGGAGCAUUUAUUGCCGGCGUGGCUGUUUACUGUUACCGAGACGUUUUUGUGAGAAAAUCCAGGAAGAUUCACAAAGAUGCUGAGUCAGCUCAGUCCUGCACGGAUUCCAGCGGGAGUUUUGCCAAACUGAAUGGCCUCUUUGACAGCCCUGUUAAGGAGUAUCAGCAGAACAUUGAUUCGCCCAAACUUUAUUCCAACUUGCUGACGAGUCGCAAAGAGCUGCCCCAGACGGCUGACACAAAGUCCAUGUUGAUGGUGGACCACAGAGCCCAACCACCAGAACUGGCAGCUCUUCCAACCCCGGAAUCGACUCCUGUGCUUCAGCAGAAGACCUUACAAGGAAUGAAGAGCCAGAUGGAGAAGGCCCAGAACAACCUCAGCUCUUCAAGAAAAGAAGGCCCCUUGAAGAGUCCUCAGUUUUUCCCCUCCAGUCCUCCACCCCAUUCUCCUUUAAGUCACGGACACAUCCCCAGUGCCAUUGUCCUUCCCAAUGCCACCCACGAUUACAACAUGUCCUUCUCCAAUUCUAACGCGCACAAAGCGGACAAAAAGAUGGCACAUGUGGACCACCCGCUCACCAAGUCCUCAGGCAAAAGAGACCCUAGGCGGUCUGUGGAUUCCAGAAACACCUUGAAUGACUUCCUGAAACAUUUAAACGAAACCCCCAGCAACUCCAAAGCCAUUAUGGCUGACCUUCAGGUGGCUCACCAGACUUUAAUGUUGGAUUCCAUGGGCAACGUGACAGAGGUCCCCCCCAAAGUCCCCAACCGGGAAGCAUCUUUAUACUCUCCUCCUUCCACCCUGCCACGAAAUAGCCCGACAAAACGGGUGGAUGUCCCCAACGCACCGGGAGCACCAAUGACCUCUUUAGAAAGACAGAGGGGCUACCACAAGAAUUCUUCCCAGAGGCAUUCUAUAUCAGCUCUUCCUAAAAACUUAAACUCCCCGAACGGGAUGCUGUUAUCUAGGCAGCCUAGCGUUAACCGGGGAGGAUAUAUGACUCCGACCGGAGGCACAAAGAUGGACUAUAUCCAAGGGACUCCGGUCAGCGUCCAUCUACAGCCUUCCUUGUCUAGGCAAAGCAGUUACACAAGCAACGGAACGCUUCCUCGGACAGGGAUAAAGAGGAUGCCCUCUCUUAAGCCAGAUGUGCCACCCAAACCUUCUUUUGCCCCACAGACGCCUUCAGUCAGGCCACUGAACAAAUACAGUUACUAAAACUUGCCUAAUCAAUCCAUCCAGACCUUGGGGCGAUGGUGCAGGACAGAUGGAAAGACUCCGACUCGCUUGUCAUGGAGGGCAUGGGGGGAGGGAACCGAAUUUGGGGGCAAACAGGCUCUUUUUGCUCCAUCUGCUGGUUUUGUCGGGCCCAAAGCAAGACUCCACUUGCCCAAUGCGUUAAAAGAGAGAGGAAGGGCUGGCCACUGCAUCUCUUGUGUUGGGAGAGGAGGAGAGACGUAGCACAAAAGGACGGGACUCCGUGGCCACUUCAAAAGAGUACUGUUUAGAGUACUUAGGGAGGAAGCAGAUCCGCAAACAAACAAACAAAAAAAAAUACUUGAAAUUAAUAAUAAUUAAAGUGAGAAUAAAAAAGGGGGGGUUGUUUUUAGACUGCCAUACUGUGUAGUCUUCCCACAAAAUGUGAACGUUUUAACUCUGUA